Messenger RNA from Rodentolepis nana, 417 nucleotides. The record is from the annotation of a GenBank genome assembly. Lineage: Eukaryota; Metazoa; Platyhelminthes; Cestoda; Cyclophyllidea; Hymenolepididae.
AUGAUGAACGCGCCACAACAACAGGGGGUUGCCAACCCCAUCGACUCUUCAAUGGUGGGCAGUGAAGGAAGUCUUUUGGCGGAGUCCCGAAAAUAUUCUGUAGUCAAUCCGCGAACGUCAAUGGAUGGAGGACAGAUGUCGAAAACAAAAGACAUUGGCUGCUGCAGUUACAUGCUUCUCGGUCUCUCCUACUUUCUCAUCCUAAUUACCUUCCCCAUCUCCAUAUUCUUCUGCAUCAGAGUGAUUGCGGAAUACGAACGGGCUGUGCUAUUUAGAUUGGGACGAAUUCUACCCGAUGGGGCCAAAGGUCCUGGCCUCUUCUUCACCGUACCCUGUCUCGAUAUGAUUCGAAAGGUCGAUCUUCGAACUGUGACCUUUGAUGUCCCCCCUCAGGAGGUAAGAGAAUUUAGUCAAUAA